Cynoglossus semilaevis (tongue sole) is the source of this 2071-nucleotide messenger RNA. RefSeq names its product suppressor of cytokine signaling 3a (gene socs3a). Gene Ontology annotation, cellular component: phosphatidylinositol 3-kinase complex. Bases 412 to 1026 code for a protein of 204 amino acids. The transcript has 2 exons. Lineage: Eukaryota; Metazoa; Chordata; Actinopteri; Pleuronectiformes; Cynoglossidae. The record is from RefSeq and is a predicted model, not a curated record. Gene Ontology annotation, biological process: intracellular signal transduction; phosphatidylinositol phosphate biosynthetic process. Gene Ontology annotation, molecular function: 1-phosphatidylinositol-3-kinase regulator activity.
GAGGAGGAGCAGCUCUGCCGCGGCUACUUAAAGCCCACAGCUCUCCAACACGGCCGUCAAGCUGUCACACCAAAAGCGAGCAGAAGACUUUUUAACAGUCUGAGAAACUUUCUAACAUUGGCCUUAAACCCUCCUGCGUGCAGAUCCAGGUCUAACUGUCGACCACCAACCUUCUGUUCUGCCUCAAGACAUUUGGAUUUACUGGGGAAAAAACAACAAACAAAACAAACAAACAAAGCUUCGGAGGAACAUUUUAGGUGUUCCAUUUCCACACCGACCGUUAGCGUCAGAGCUUCAUGACCACCAGCUCAACUCCGCUCUUGUCAACACACCUCGUCUCCUUCUCUUCCUAGUCUGUCUGUGUGGCACCCGGUGCUCCCACAGGCUAACCCAGAGAGCAGGCACAGAGCCAUGGUAACUUACAGCAAGUUUGACUCCACUAUGAGCAGCAGCCUUGUGGACUCCAGCCUGCGGCUGCCUCAGCGUUACAAGACUUUUACCAUGGUGCAAUACCAGAUGGUGCUGGCUACGCUCCACAAGCUCAAGGAGUGCGGCUUCUACUGGGGUCCCAUCACCGGCAAAGAGGCCAAUGCCAUGCUGGCAAACGAGUCCAAUGGCACCUUUCUGAUCCGGGACAGUUCAGACAACAGGCACCUGUUCACGCUCAGCGUCAAAACGGCAUCUGGCACCAAGAAUUUGCGCAUCCAGUGUGACGCUGCCUCCUUUCACCUGCAAACAGACCCUAAAAGCAUUCACUCUGUUCCCCACUUUGACUGUGUGCUAAAGCUGGUACAAUAUUACAUGCCUCAGAACAAAGGGAACACCCGCAGUGGGAAUAUGUACUACAUUCACUCUGGAGGGGAGAAGAUCCCUCUGGAGCUCAUCAAACCUCUGUUCUGCAGCCUGUCCACGCUGCAGCACCUGUGCAGGAAAACUGUCAACGGACAUUUGGACAUUUCUUCCAGAAGAGACCAACUGCCUCAUCCACUGAAGGAGUUCCUGCAGGAAUACGACGCUCCCAUCUAGAGGAGUUAGCAGGCGCUCUAGAAGGAGCAGCAUCAUCACAGUCUAACAAAGAAACCUCAUGGUUUCAGCACAGCUGCGAAGAGCUAAGUCAAGCGCGAGCUCUCGCACAGGCAUCGGUGAAGUUGCCAGUGUAGGUGCCAAGAAAUCUGUCCAGGUUUAAGGGCCACAGGACUGUGGAGUACGGAUGCACAGAGAGAAACGGCCAGGCCGGAGCGCUGUGGGACUACCUCCACUGUGUGAUGACGUACAACUUACUGAAAACUGAAGUGAGGCUCAGUCAGCUGUCUGCAGUCUGAUGACACACAGGCUCCGUCUGCUGCUGCUGCUGCUGCUGCCCGGCUGACAAAGUCAUACAGCCGUUUAUUCUGGACUUACUGUAAACUUUUGAUGACUCUGGAUGAUAAUCCCAGAGGAGAGAAAUAUCCCUAAAGAAGCCUUGGAUCUCUGACCAAGUGAACAAUCGAUUCAACAGUUCUGGGUCCAUCCCUGUGCCAGCCGUUAUUGUCAAAGGGCUGAACUUUUUAUGAGACCAUCCUUGAGAUAUUUCUAUAUUUCUACUGUUCUGUUUAUGGCACCGGUUAAUGCCAAAUUUGCCUGAUGAAGACCAACAGUGACUGAAUCCAGCAAGACCUUAACGAAAAAGCUGAACACUGUGGAGUAUUUAAACUGACCUCAGGUCAGGUGUUUGUGUAGAAUCAGUUAAACCAAAAGAUGUGGUAGUAGUCCAUUUUUUUUUUUUUGGCACACAGAGACAAAUAAUUGCCAUAUGAAUGUAUCAGAAGGUCUCUUUUUUUUUUUACCUAACGAGGAAAAAAGUGUCUUUUCCUUAAAACAAUGUUUACAUGAAUGACCAUGAAAUAGUGAAUCUGUUCUUUUCCUGUCUUUUGUAAAGAUGUUGUACCUUUUUCCAGCCAGACCUCAGGCUGUGGAUUCUUGAAGAUUCUUGUGGAAGCAGGCAGACCCAUACGACACAUUUUGCACUUAUUUAUAUUUGUGAGAACAUUUCAUUAAUUUAUAAUAAAAAGCACUAUUUUUCUACAAAAAA